Penicillium samsonianum is the source of this 1272-nucleotide messenger RNA. RefSeq names its product aromatic ring-hydroxylating oxygenase subunit alpha. Bases 1 to 1272 code for a protein of 423 amino acids. The record is from RefSeq and is a predicted model, not a curated record. Lineage: Eukaryota; Fungi; Ascomycota; Eurotiomycetes; Eurotiales; Aspergillaceae. The transcript has 2 exons. Gene Ontology annotation, molecular function: 2 iron, 2 sulfur cluster binding; iron ion binding.
AUGUCGAUGCUCAAGAAUUACUUCGGACUUGGGGAAACAGAGACACGUCCCACCCCUACCGACGCCAAUUUCCCAGUUCACCCUCUCCCUACCUCAUGGUAUUCUUCGCAGGAUAUUCAUGAAUUUGAGCGACGCGCCAUCUUCUGUCGGAAAUGGCUUCUGACCACACACAAGCUCCGUUUCCCCAAAACAGGCGACUGGCUCCGAUACGAAAUCGCCGGGUACGCUUUUAUUUUAGUGAAAGAUCGCGAGGGAAAUAUCAAUGCUUUCCACAAUGUCUGUCGACACCGUGCGUUCCCAGUGGUUACCGAAGAGGGUGGCACCUCCAGGAUUUUCUCUUGUCAAUAUCACGGAUGGUCCUAUGGCCUUAACGGCAAACUUGCCAAAGCACCCGGGUACCAAGAGGUGGAAGGUUUCGACAAGAGCAAAAACGGCCUUCUUCCGAUCCACGUUCAUAUUGAUGUCAACGGUUUUGUCUGGCUCAAUCUAGAUGCCGGCGACAAGCCCGAGAUCUCGUGGGAAGAUGACUUCAAAGGAAUCGACCUACAGCCACGUUUCAAGGAUUUUAACUUCGAGGACUAUAACUUCGAUCACACCUGGGAAAUAAGUGGAGAGUACAACUGGAAGAUUAUGGCAGACCACUAUAACGAAUGGUACACUCCCUCGAUUUCCACUCUCGGCUCAUACGCCGUGGAUACCAAAGACGGCAAAUCCACACCCGAGGAGAUUGCCAAUGAGCUGAAGACUGCCACCAGUUACUAUUUCCCCAAUGCUGCUAUGACCGUCUUGCCGCACUACUUCUUCAUGCAGCGACUCGUGCCUACGGGCCCCACCACAUGCUCAGUGCGCUAUGAGGUCUACCGUAACAAGAACUCUAGCGAUGAAGAGUUUGAAAUCAUCAACGAAACGUACAAGGGUAUUAUUUCCGAAAACAAAGAUCUCUGUGUCGAGACACAAAAGACUCUAAACACAGGGGUCUCUGCACAUGGCCAACUCCACCCCACGGAAGAGGGGUCGGUCUACUUCCAGACUGUGGUUCGUCACCUGAUCGCAGAGCACCAUAAGCGGGAAGAGGAUGCAGGGGAGCAGAUUUGGCCUGCACGACAAAGACUCCCCAGGGAAGAGGCAGUCAGCAAAGAGGAUAUGGACUUUUGCUCCAAGUUGACAAGUAAUGACACAUCGGCUUUGACUUCGGGGGGAUGUUGUGGAGGAGGAUGUGGAGGUGGACCUCCCACUGUGGCAGCAACGGCACCUGAGACUAUGGUGGUUUAA